AUGAUAGAUGCAUUUCCCCCAGUCAUGGCCCCAUCAACUCGUGCUUCAACGAAGAGAUCUCGCCCGGCAACCCCUACAGACAACAAGGACCCAAGCCGUGACAAAGCCCACAAGACGAACGGCGAACAUGCCGAUCCCCCGCAACCCCUCCACACAAUCUACGAUCUCAUCACAACUCGGGCCAACGAGCCUGGACUCUCCCACAACCCUCUGAUCUUCUAUCCGUCCAGCGGCACCGAAUAUGUAGGCUACUCUGCCGCCGAUAUCCACAAGUUGUCGCUUAAGGCGGCCACCUACUACGAUGCUACCAUUCCGCAGCGGCAGUCUUCAGAUGUCGCUCCGACUGUCGUGGCGCUUCUCGGGCCAUCUGAUCUCGACUACUUCGUUGCAAUUCUGGGGCUAAUUAGAUUGGGGCACACCGUUCUUUUUCUAUCGACGCGCAUAUCGGAGGAGGCUCAUGUAUCUUUGCUGGAACGCACGAAGGCGAAGCACCUCUGGGUAAGCGAUGGGUUUCGGUCGAUGGCAAAGCAGCUGGACAAACGUCUGCCGCAUCUUGGAGUCCAUUCGAUUGCUUCUCAAGACGACUAUGGCUCCGUGGACGAAAGCGUACUACCCGCGAGUCAGCUCGAUCCUGCUCAAGAGGCAAAGAACGUUGCCUGGAUCAUCCAUUCGUCUGGAUCUACGAGCCUGCCAAAGCCCAACUUCCAGACUCACCGCGGGGCUCUCGGCAACACUCCAUCCCAGUUCCACUUGACAGGCUUCCUCACACUGCCCAUUUACCACGCACAAGGCAUAGGGUGUGUCUUCCGCUCGAUCAACAAUCGCAAGCCCAUCUACAUGUACAAUGCCAGCUUGCCCUUGACGACCAAGCACAUCCUCCAAACCCUGCAAGAGCACCCAGAGAUCCAGAUCCUGUACAGCGUGCCGUACGUUGCCAAGCUGCUCGCCGACAGCGAGGAAGGCAUUGCCCUGUGCAAGAAGCUGCAAGUUCUCUUCUGCGGCGGCGGAGCGUGUCCCAAGCCCGUCGGCGACAAGCUUGUGAAAAACGGGGUCUUCCUCAUGAGCCAUGUGGGGGCCUCGGAAACCGGGCAGUUGAUGAACUCCUUCCGCCCGCGAGACGAGAUCGAGGAGUGGGAUUGGCUGCGGCCGUCCGCGACCCUACAGAAGUAUCUCCGCUGGGAGGCCGUCGACGACGUGGCGAAUAAUGUGUACGAGAUGGUUGUGUUGGAUGGCUGGCCGAGCUUAAGCGCUAGGAAUCGAGAGGAUGGCGCGUAUGCCACCAAGGACCUCUGGGAGCGACAUCCCGACUAUCCACGGAAAAACGCAUGGCGGUAUUACGCUCGAAGGGACGAUACGAUUGUGCUAAGUAAUGGCGAGAAGGCCAACCCCCUCAUCUUCGAGAACGCCGCUCGGGAUUCGCCCAAAGUCGACGAUGCGAUUGUCUAUGGGAGUGAGAAGCCGCAUUUAGGCAUGUUCGUGUUGCCUUCGGAUGAAGGCAUUUCGAGGGAUGAAAUCGUGGAGGACAUCUGGCCGGAUAUCGAACGAGCGAACUUACUGGCGCCGGCUCAUGCUCAAUUGUCAAAGGCAAUGAUCAGCUGUCUCGCAGGAGAGACGUCGCAGAAGAUCAGACGCACGGACAAGUCGUCCAUCAUUCGAGCGGGCUUCUACAAGGAGUUUGCAUCGCUGAUCGACACUAUGUAUCACGACCCCAUCCGGAACGGAACCGUGGCAUUUAACGAAGCGGAGCUCAAGUCAUUUUUGCUGAGAGAGGUGAAGGAACUCGUCGAGGCCGAUCGCCAGGAUGCAGCUCAGGAAGAUACAGACUUGUUCUCGCUCGGCAUGGACUCACUUCAAGCGUCGCGCGUACGGUCUACCAUCCUCAAGCACGUUGAUAUCGGCAAUGGCGUGCUGGGAGAGAAUUUUGUCUUCGACUUCCCCUCGAUCGACGCAAUGGCCAUUGAACUCUUGCGUCUGCGCAACAACGAGAAGACCGUCGAUGCUGUCCCCGUUGAGCAGCGGAUGGAGCGGAUGGUGGAAAAGUACAGUGCCAACUUUCCUCGCCACGUUCCUGGAUCUGGUGGAACUGGAGAGCAUGUUCUCGUGACAGGAGCGACAGGGUCACUUGGGGCUCACAUCAUCGCUCAGCUCGCCAGUCGCCCGGAAGUUCAGAGCACUAUUUGCCUUGUCCGGGCGAAAUCCGAUGACGAAGCUCUCAGACGCGUGCAAGAUUUUCUGCGCGAACGAGGGAUUGAGGUCGACGGGCUAUCCUUGCAUGGCAUCGCCGCUGACUUUGCUCUCCCUCAUUUCGGGCUGGAAGAACAGAAGUAUGCCCGGUUGCGCGAGCAGGUGACUUGCGUGAUACACUCCGCAUGGAACGUGAACUUCAAUCUGAGCCUAGAAAGCUUCGAGCAGGAUUGUAUCGCCGGGACAAGACAGCUCAUCGACCUCUGCCUCGAGAGCAAGCGAGAACGACCCGCGGCGUUCAUCUUCUGCUCUUCGAUCAGCACCGUCGGCAACGCGCCACAUGCAGAGAUGGAAGAGCAGCUUGCUGCGUCGUUCAGCUUCGCGCAAAAGCUGGGAUAUGCGCAGAGCAAGCUCGUGACGGAGAAGAUCGCAUCUGCAGCAUCGAGUCGCGCUGGAUUGCCCACUCGGAUUCUGCGGAUAGGCCAGAUUGUAGGCGACAAUAAAGCGGGCAUUUGGAAUCGGCAAGAGGCCAUUCCAUUGAUGAUUCAAUCCGCCAGCACGAUAGGCGCGCUCCCGAAACUCGACGAGGAUUGCUCAUGGCUGCCUGUUGAUAUUGUUGCCACAGCGGUGAUCGACUCGUGGUUGAACACCUGUCAAAAGGAAAGCCAGCUGUUCGACUUCUACAACGUGAUCAAUUGCAAUACCUUCCACUGGACCCGCGAUCUCCUUCCCAUGCUCCAGGCCGCGGGGUUGACGUUCGAAGCCGUGUCUGCUAGCGAAUGGCUUGCAAAGCUGCGGAGCAAACCUGAUCUCUCGAGCAAUCCGCCUUACAAACUCAUCGAAUUUUUCACGGCAAAAUAUGGGAACGAGCAUGGGCGACGCAGCUUGACGUUUCGUACCGAUAAAGCGAUAGAGACCAGUUCGGCGCUGAAGAGCUAUUCGACCCCGACACAGAGCGAGGUGGAUAGCUAUGUUAGACACAUAAUGCACGGUCUAUAG
Molecule: messenger RNA, 3183 nt
Organism: Neohortaea acidophila
Lineage: Eukaryota; Fungi; Ascomycota; Dothideomycetes; Mycosphaerellales; Teratosphaeriaceae
Product: putative NRPS-like enzyme
Exons: 1
Coding region: 1-3183 (1060 amino acids)
Molecular function (GO): phosphopantetheine binding
Source: RefSeq, a predicted model, not a curated record